This is a messenger RNA of Cajanus cajan (pigeon pea), 617 nucleotides long. The record is from RefSeq and is a predicted model, not a curated record. Lineage: Eukaryota; Viridiplantae; Streptophyta; Magnoliopsida; Fabales; Fabaceae.
AAUAUCAAAAAAACAUGCAAGGAGAACAUUUGCGUAAAGGGACUUGGCUUCAAGAGGAAGAUGAACAAUUGACCAACUUUGUGGCUCUACUUGGGGAACGAAGAUGGGAUUCCCUUGCCAAAUUAGCUGGCUUAAGGAGAAGUGGUAAAAGUUGUAGGUUAAGGUGGAUGAACUAUCUUCGUCCAAAUCUCAAGCAUGGUCCUUUUAGUGGUGAAGAAGAGAAACUUAUUGUUCAGCUUCAGCAGCAAUUGGGUAACAAGUGGGCAAAGAUUGCUCGGAAACUUCCAGGAAGAACUGACAAUGAAAUCAAGAAUUACUGGAGAACUCAUUUAAGAAAAAGAGCUCCUCAAGUUCGACAAGAAGAAAAAGUUUGUUGUGAAGAUAGUGAGUGGGAGACAAAGGAUAGCUCCAUAGACACUUUACCCUUAUCAGAUUGGGAAUUGAGAAGCUCACCCUAUGAGACUAGGAUAUUGGAUUGGAUAAUGCAAAAUGAAUUUGGUGAGAAAGAAGUAGAACAAGAUUGUAAUAGCACAGGAACAUUCAACUACAGUCCUCAAGAAUUUGCAGAGGGAUGUGACUCAUGGGAUUUUUCAGGUUCCUUAUGGGAUUUGAACUAA